Molecule: messenger RNA, 1293 nt
Organism: Corylus avellana
Lineage: Eukaryota; Viridiplantae; Streptophyta; Magnoliopsida; Fagales; Betulaceae
Source: RefSeq, a predicted model, not a curated record
CUCAUACAUACUCUCUGUAGCACCUUCAGCAUCAGCAUAAAUUGCCUUUUAAAUAGUGAGCUCUCUUACUCUCACCACAACGCCCAUAAAAGCCAAGCGUCUUCUCAGCUCUUUCUACACAUAUCUUCAAAUUAACAAUUGGCCAUGGCUUCCCUUCUUCAACCAAACACCAGUCAUUAUGAAGUAAACCAGAACCCAAGAGCUCCACGUUCAACAUCUUUAGAGGUGGAAACCAUUGAUAUUGGUCUUGUGCCUGCAGCAGGUAACAGAGGAGGAAACGUCGUCGUUAGAAGUAUGUCGGUGGAGGAUGGUGUUUUCCUGACAUGGGAAGAUUUGUGGGUGACUGUUUCAAACAAAAAGAGUGGUAGCAGAUCAAUACUUGCGGGUGUGUCUGGUUUUGCACGACCAGGCGAGCUCUUGGCCAUAAUGGGUCCUUCCGGUUGUGGCAAGUCUACCCUCCUUGAUGCUUUGGCAGGGAGAUUAGAAUCAAACAUAAGGCAGUCGGGGGAAAUUCUAAUCAACGGCCAUAAACAGGCGCUGGCUUAUGGGACCUCGGCAUACGUGACACAAGAUGAUACUCUGAUGACAACAUUAACGGUGAAAGAAGCCGUGAAUUAUUCUGCUCACCUGCAACUUCCAGACUCCAUGUCAAAGUCAGAGAAAAGGGAGAGAGCUGAUACGAUAAUCACAGAAAUGGGGUUGCAGGAUGCCAUGAACACAAGAAUUGGCGGUGGGUGGGGAGCCAAAGGCAUCAGCGGUGGAAGUUCCAGAAGCAACCAAGUUUCGCACGACAUGUUUGGCUUAUCUAUAAAGGUGGAAAUAUUGUUUAAAGAUAUAACUGCCACCAGAGAGGGAUCUUGGGCACCAUCCAUAGGGUUGGUUCCUAAUGAUAUUGGUGUUAUAGAUGGUGUAGAUGUAAUGGUUGAUGAAGAUGGCAAUAUUUUAGAAGGUUUAGAUGUUUUGGAUGAUAAACCAAAUCUCAAUACACAUGGCAUUGAUGAUAUUCCUACUGAUUUAGAUACGCGGGAUAAAGAAAAUAAGAAGUUUGGUCUUGCGGUUCAAUGUAAGAAUAGAAAGAAAAGAGUUCAAAUCGUUAGUCAACAUUUGAGUCGUAUUUGUGAUGCAAUAGAAAGUAAGAAUACAGUGACAUCUAAGAGCAACGAUAAACCUGGAUGUAAUAUUGAAGAGGUUAUGGAUGUUGUUUGGGGGAUUGCUGAAAGGGAAAAUGACAUUGACAUCCUUAAGUUUGCAGCAGAGGUAUUCUUAAGAGAUCACAUAGAGAGAUGUUUGUGA